Abrus precatorius (Indian licorice) is the source of this 1796-nucleotide messenger RNA. RefSeq names its product cytochrome c oxidase assembly protein COX15. Lineage: Eukaryota; Viridiplantae; Streptophyta; Magnoliopsida; Fabales; Fabaceae. Gene Ontology annotation, molecular function: oxidoreductase activity, acting on NAD(P)H, heme protein as acceptor. Gene Ontology annotation, cellular component: mitochondrial inner membrane. The transcript has 7 exons. The coding region runs from base 78 to 1442 and encodes 454 amino acids. The record is from RefSeq and is a predicted model, not a curated record. Gene Ontology annotation, biological process: heme A biosynthetic process.
ACACGUCGCUGGUUGCAAUCAGUUUAGCUUCUCCAUAAAACCUCGGUUAAACCCUCGAAGUUGCAUAGUAGAGAGAGAUGUUUGGAAGGGGAACUGUGAGGUCAGUGUUGAGGCGCGGCAAAGAAGCAUGUGCCAUUCACAAGCUCAGAGGGACAAAACCUUUCUAUCAUUCUUCCACUUCGCAAUCCUUCAAGCUUUUAACCCCUCCCAUCGCCACCCAUUACUUCCAUGCUUUCCGAUCCCAUCUUAUUCCCAAGGGUCAUCAUGUGUCACACACGAGGAACUUUGCUAGGAUGGUGUCUACCGGAGCUGAACAUAAGGAGGGGUUGAAGCUGCUUGUGAGUGGGGGUUCUCAUGCCAAAAAAGUUGUUGGAAUAUGGCUCUUCGGCUCUGCUGCAUGGGUGUUUAGCAUGGUGGUGCUUGGGGGUUUAACCAGACUCACGCGAUCUGGUCUUUCAAUGACUGAUUGGAAAUUCACGGGUACUCUCCCUCCUUUAUCAGAUGAGGAAUGGUUGCAAGAGUUUGAGAAAUAUAAGCAGUCACCUGAAUAUAAGCGUGUUAACAGAGGGAUGAAAAUUGAAGAAUUCAAAUUCAUAUAUUGGAUGGAAUAUGCACAUCGUAUGUGGGGAAGGGCACUAGGAGUUAUGUUUGCUUUGCCCUAUUCAUAUUUUCUUCAUAAAGGGUAUAUUACCUUGAGAUUGGGACUGAGACUCUCUGCUCUGUUUGCCCUGGGUGCUGGCCAGGGUCUCAUUGGCUGGUGGAUGGUUAAAAGUGGUUUAGAGGAACCACCAUCUGAAUAUUCUCAGCCAAGGGUAAGCCCUUAUCGCCUUGCAGCUCACCUUACAUCAGCAUUUGCUAUUUACUGUGGCCUCUUUUGGACUGCGCUUUCUGUUGUUAUGCCUGAACCACCUGCCGAUUCGCUUACAUGGGUUCGUGGAGCAGCUAAAGUGAGGAGACUUGCAUUGCCUGUCGGCCUACUUGUUGGUCUUACUGCUGUCUCUGGUGCAUUUGUCGCUGGAAAUGAUGCUGGACAUGCAUUUAAUACCUUUCCAAAGAUGGGUGAUACGUGGAUACCAGAAGACAUUUUUGAAAUGAAGCCUCUGAUUCGAAAUUUCUUUGAAAAUCCAUCAACUGUUCAGUUUGAUCACCGUAUCCUUGCAACUGCAACGCUGUUUGCAGUAGGUGCUUUAUGGUGGUCAACAAAAAAGCUGGACAUACAUCCUGCAGUAAGAUCUGUGAUUGGAGGUGCCGUUGGCAUGGCUGCUCUUCAGGUCACCUUGGGAAUUUCAACGCUUCUUUCGUAUGUACCUGUUUCAUUGGGCACUGCACAUCAAGCUGGAGCCUUAACUCUUUUGACGUUUAUGAUGCUUCUUAAUCACACGGUUCGAAGGCCGUCUUUGUCCCUUCUCAAAUCUCUUCCUCAAGUUGUCAAAGCACACUAGUUGUUUCCCAGUAUUGCAACAAGAAUUAGCCUUUUUAAGUUGAAAUGAGCUGUGACUAUUAAUUUUUUCCAUGACAAGUUUGGCAUUGAGCUCCUUAUCCAAUUUCCAUUGUUGGAAUUGUCUUUAUUUGGUUUGUACAUUUGAAGCCUGAAAAUUCAUGACGACGUAACUGAUCGGUUAAUUAUUAUGUCUUCAAUCAUUUAUGUAAGUAUGCUGAAAAUCGGCUCAGAAAAUCAUUAUGUAAACUAAAUACAACUUAAAGUGGAAGAAUCCAUGGCCUUCCAUCUUUUGAUAAUGGCUUUUCCUUCACUUAAAUAUCCUUAUUACAAAUAUCAUUAUUCUCAAAUCUGGUUG